Molecule: messenger RNA, 1347 nt
Organism: Torulaspora delbrueckii
Lineage: Eukaryota; Fungi; Ascomycota; Saccharomycetes; Saccharomycetales; Saccharomycetaceae
Product: CBM21 domain-containing protein
Exons: 1
Coding region: 1-1347 (448 amino acids)
Biological process (GO): regulation of glycogen biosynthetic process
Cellular component (GO): protein phosphatase type 1 complex
Molecular function (GO): glycogen binding; protein phosphatase 1 binding
Source: RefSeq, a predicted model, not a curated record
AUGUACAUAAAGGUAGGUAGUCAUAACGAGGAUGGGAAUGAAGAACUCCGACGGUCGAUGAAGGACGGUGAGAUGGCCUCGGCCCCAAACUUGAUGGAGAGAAGGGUUAAGGCUAAUAACAUAUCGUCAAUCAAUUCAUUGAAUUUCAUGCAUAAACCACAGAGGGUGUCACAGAUGAAGACCAAUCUGUUCCCUGAUGAAGAAAUUUUGAAGAAUACGAAUUUGAAUAAGAAGUUGUCCACGGAAACCUAUGGAGGUGGAUAUUCGCCUACGAGGCGUCAAGGGUCCAAUGGGAACUUGUACAGUGACGAGCAAUUGCCUUUCCCACCGGUUUACAAGAAGUCUGGGGAAAUACUCAAGAGCUCACUUAAGAUGAGGUCCAAAUCGCUGCCCACUUCCCCUUACAUCAGCAGCGAGAACAAGGAUUUCUCGAAUGUACAACCUGGAAGAUUACAGAGAAGUAAGAGUGUUCAUUUUGACCAGAAAACGCCAGUUAAGUAUUUCUGUGAGGAUGAAAGCCCCAUCGAUGUGGGAACGAAACCCAAUGACGAAACCGAGGAUAUAAGUUAUCAGCAUAAACCUGUCAGAAGCCUAUACGAUGAUCCCGAGGAGGGAUUCCUAUCGAUGGGGAUCGAUCGCUUGACUAUGGACAGCGAGCCAAAGACCAAGAGUCCAAGAAACUUGAGAAAGAGCAAACGCUUCAAUGAUCUCUGGAAAGAUCAAACCACAAACAAGAUCAACACAAACAACGUACUACUCAGACCACAUAUAGCACACAAGAGCAACAGCAGUUCUAAUGUAACAAACGGUCAAGUAAACGGCAAGCAACGUGUUGUGGGUCUCUACAAUGUGAACUUCCCGAUCCUAAGCAACAACAACCCUAAGGCCUUGAAAUUGAACAUAUUCAUCAACUUAUCAAGGGGCAAGAAGUGCUUUCUACAGGACCUAACGCUCUGCACGCGCAAGGGUUCAGAUGAACAAACGCAGCUCAGAAGCGAUUCACACGGAACAAGACUCAUCAUCGGCCGGGUGCUCGUUAAGAACAUAUUUUUCGACAAACGAGUUGUAAUCAAGUAUACCUGGAAUGCUUGGCAAACCACUCGCGAAGUCGAGUGCGUCUACGUGAGCGACGGCGACGGAAUCCUUCCGGGAACGAAUAUGGACGUCUUCAAAUUCAUCAUAGACGACCUCAGCAGAACAGACUCACGCGCAAAGUUAGAGUUCUGCAUACACUAUGUUGCCAGAAACGACUUCCAGCGACAGGAGUACUGGGAUAACAACGAGGGAGCAAACUACAAGCUCGACUGCAUUCUCGACGGUUUUCACAAUCCGUUCGCUACAACCUAA